Molecule: messenger RNA, 3050 nt
Organism: Musa acuminata subsp. malaccensis (wild Malaysian banana)
Lineage: Eukaryota; Viridiplantae; Streptophyta; Magnoliopsida; Zingiberales; Musaceae
Product: protein SCARECROW 2-like
Biological process (GO): maintenance of protein location in nucleus; asymmetric cell division; leaf development
Cellular component (GO): nucleus
Molecular function (GO): DNA-binding transcription factor activity; sequence-specific DNA binding
Source: RefSeq, a predicted model, not a curated record
GAGAGAGAGCGAGAGCUGUUUUGGUGUGUUGUUGUGGAGAAGACAGACCACGGAAUCGAAUCCGAGCGCCGAUGUCCGAAUCCCCCCGCUGUUAUCUCCUUGUAGCAACCCUGCGCUUGAGCAGAACCCAAGGAGAUGCAACCCCUCUGUCUCGGCCUCUCUCCCUUGCCACCACCCUAUAACUCUAAUUAUUGCUGUGGUUAUUGCUGUUGUUGCUAUCCUCCUCCUCCUACUACUAACACCACUGCUGCUGCUGCGGCUGUAGUAGGAGUUGCUGCUGUUACGAUCUCAGCUGCCUUUACCCUUUGGCUCGCUCUCCUUCGCCGAGUCCAUCCACUGGCAUGCGGAGAGCUUCUUCCCCUUGUUUUUUCUGAUGGCCUCCACCUCUUUCCUCCUCUUCCCUCCCCCAGCUCAUGACUCGUCUCCCUCCUCCGCUGAUCAGCCCAACUCCAACUGCUCCUCCUCCUCCUCCUCCUCUCUUAUUAGAGCCAACUCUUCUCCACUUCCUCCCCUCCAACCACUACUGUUGUUGCCUCCUCAGCAGUUCCAUUAUUUUCGUCAGCAACAGCAUCAGCAGGAGGAACAGCUUCUGCAACUCCUCUAUCUCCAGCAGCAGCAGCAGCAGCAGCAGCAGCAGCAGGAGGAACAAGAUAAGAUGGUGAGGAAGAGGCUGGCUUCGGAGCUCGACCUCCAGUCCGACUCUCCAUACGGCCCUGCUCGCCUCUCUCGCCGCACCACAACCGGUGCCUCCUCCUCUUCCUCCGCCAAUCCUACGUUCCUAGGGGAUGUCCUCCCCGGCCAGCCCUCUCCACUGUUCAAUCCGCCUUCGACGCUUCCCGUUGACGUCGGCCAACAAAGCGCCGCUGCUUCCGUUUUGUUGCCAGUUACUACUAGUAGUACUCCGCCUGGCCUUCUACCGUCUUUGCCUGCUCCUCCGCCUCCAGCUCUUCCUUCGCUGGCCGUCUGUGGGUUCUCAGGCUUGCCCCUCUUUCCGCCCGAUGAUGAUCGUAUUGCUUUGCCUUCUUCGAACGCAGAGGGACUGCAGCUUGUUUCUGCCUCUGCCAUCGGCGGUGGUGGUGGGAGCUCCGAUGAUGCCGGGGUAGGUACCGCUUGGGUGGACGGGAUUAUCCGCGAUAUCAUUAAUAGCUCCGCCGGCGGGGAGGUUUCCAUCCCUCAGAUAGUUAACAGCGUCCGCGAGAUAGUACACCCAUGCAACCCAGGCUUGGCGGCCCUCCUAGAGUUCCGACUCCAGUCGCUCUCAUCCGACCCAUCGCCGGCCGCAGCACUGCACUCGCUUCCCAAUAGCGCAGCGCUGGAUCCCUCCGACAAACGGCGGAGGGACACGAGGGUGGCUCCGCCGCUGCCGGAGACAGUACAAGCACCGAAACGAGCCAACCAGGCGCCGCCCUUCACAUUCGCCCCAGCAGUUGCUGGCGGCGGAUGGGAAGAACCAACAAGCCGCCUCCAAAGCGCACAACAGAACCCGCAGCCACAACAGCAACCACAACCCCAACCUCAACCUCAAAGGAGCUCCACCUCCGUUUCCUCGGACGAGGCAACGGCGGCGACGGCGGCUGCCUCAGCGGCAGCGGCAGCGGCCGCGAGGAAGAGGGAAGAGAUGCAACAGAGGAAGAGGGACGAGGAGGGCCUCCACCUGCUGACGCUCCUGCUCCACUGCGCGGAAGCGGUAGCCGCCGACAACUUGGAGGAGGCGAACCGGUUGCUACUGGAGAUCUCGGAGCUGUCGACCCCCUUCGGCACGUCGGCUCAGCGCGUUGCUGCCUACUUCUCGGAGGCAAUGUCGGCUCGUCUGGUGAGCUCGUGCCUGGGCCUGUACGCGCCGCUUCCGACCGUGCCCCACCGCCACCGUCUGGCCUCCGCCUUCCAGGUUUUCAACGGUAUCAGCCCCUUCGUAAAGUUCUCCCACUUCACGGCCAACCAGGCGAUACAGGAGGCGUUCGAGCGGGAGGACCGUGUUCACAUCAUCGAUUUCGACAUCAUGCAGGGCCUCCAGUGGCCGGGCCUCUUCCACAUCCUGGCCUCCCGCCCCGGCGGCCCUCCGCGGGUGCGCCUCACCGGCCUCGGAUCCUCCAUGGACGCUCUCGAGGCCACUGGCAAGCGCCUUUCCGACUUCGCCGAGACGCUCGGCCUCCCCUUCGAGUUCGUUCCAGUUGCCGAGAAGGUCGGCAACCUGGACCCCGAGCGCCUCGGCGUGUCCCGCCGUGAGGCCCUCGCGGUGCACUGGCUGCACCACUCGCUCUACGACGUCACCGGUUCGGACACCAACACUCUCUGGCUUCUCCAAAGGUUGGCACCCAAGAUUGUAACAAUGGUGGAGCAAGAUCUCAGCCAAGCAGGUUCUUUCUUGGCUCGGUUCGUGGAGGCGAUCCACUACUACUCGGCCCUCUUCGAUUCGCUCGGCGCCAGCUACGGCGAGGACAGCCAGGAACGGCACAUUGUCGAGCAGCAGCUGCUGUCUCGGGAGAUCCGCAACGUGCUCGCCGUGGGUGGCCCGGCGCGCACCGGCGAGGUCAAGUUCAGCAACUGGAGGGAGAAGCUUAGUCAGUCUGGCUUCCGUGGGGUCUCGCUCGCAGGCAAUGCAGCAGCCCAGGCCACCCUCCUCCUGGGCAUGUUCCCCUCCGACGGCUACACCUUGGUCGAGGAGAACGGCACGCUCAAGCUGGGAUGGAAGGAUCUCUGCUUGCUUACAGCUUCAGCUUGGAGACCGAUCAACCACCACCAGGCCGCCGCCACCUCCACCCUAGUUGGCGCCACUCGGUAGGAGAAGAACGAUACAUUUCAUUGUUAUUCCAAGUAGGUAUUGCAUGUUACUUGUUAGUUACUCGAUAGUUCUCAGAGUUACAAAACCUCAUCUUCUUCUUCUUCUUCUUCUUCGUCUUACCACCUACCACUGCUUUUCCUGUGUGCAAGAGACUGAUGUCUUGCCUAACGAAGUGGUUGGGUGAGGAGAGAACGCAUGUCAUAGAUCUGUCUUUGCUAUGAAUGCUUUGAACUAGGUGAGGUUAGCAGCGACACUGCUUUUUCUUCUA